AUGAAUGUGUUAAGCAACAAAUGCUUAAUAUUUGUUCUGUUAUUAUCAAUAUUUGUAUCGACAUGUGUGAGUGUGAUGCAGACUAAUGUGGAUUCUCAGACAUGCACAACCCGCAAGAGUCCUUGUUUUCUUAAGAAACUACCUUGUCCUGCUCAAUGUCCUUCAAAAUCACCAGCCAACCCAAGAGACAAAAUUUGCUAUCUUGAUUGUGAUUCUCCUGUCUGCAAAACUCAAUGCAAGAGUCGCAAACCAAAUUGUAAUGGCCGCGGAUCUGCAUGCUUGGACCCUCGGUUCGUUGGUGCUGAUGGCAUUGUUUUCUAUUUUCAUGGAAGGAGGAAUGAACAUUUCACCUUGGUAUCUGACGUUAACCUUCAAAUCAACGCUCGUUUUAUCGGCCUUAGGCCGAAAGGGAGACCAAGGGAUUAUACUUGGAUUCAAGCAUUAGGAGUUCUCUUUGAUUCUCACAACUUGUCUGUUGAGGCCACCCCAUCAACAAUUUGGGAUGAUGAAGUUGACCAUUUGAAGCUCUCUUAUGACGGAAAGGAACUCGUAAUCCCAGAAGGGCACCUUUCUACAUGGCAAUCUGAAGGAAAUCAACUUAGAGUCGAGAGAACAUCGAACGAGAACGGUGUCAUGGUUACAUUCCCAGAAGUUGCUGAAAUAUCUGUCAAUGUGGUUCCUGUGACCAAGGAAGACAGUAGAAUCCAUAACUAUCAGAUUCCUGAUGAUGAUUGUUUUCCUCAUUUGGAAGUACAGUUUAAAUUCUAUGGUUUAUCCUCCAAAGUUGAAGGUGUUCUUGGUAGAACUUAUCAGCCUGAUUUCCAAAAUCCGGCAAAGCCAGGCGUGGCAAUGCCGGUUGUUGGAGGGGAAGACAAAUAUAGAACCACGUCGCUUGUUUCAGCCGACUGUAAUGCUUGUAUAUUCUCUUCUGCUAAAGAUUCUGAGCAGGAAGGAUUGGAGAUUAUUGAAUAUGGUAUGAUGGAUUGCACUGGUGGUGCCAGCAGUGGUAAUGGUAUAGUUUGUAGAAGAUAA
Vicia faba (fava bean) is the source of this 1032-nucleotide messenger RNA. The record is from the annotation of a GenBank genome assembly. Lineage: Eukaryota; Viridiplantae; Streptophyta; Magnoliopsida; Fabales; Fabaceae.